AUGAAGAAUAUCUCGAGCCAUUUUUGCAGCAUGUCUGCCAGCCCUUCCUCCACGACUGGUGGCGACACCAAGCCGUCGGAUCAAAUUCACUUCAAGUUUUGCCGUGAAUGCUCCAACCUGCUGUACCCCAAGGAGGAUCGAGUGAACAACCAGUUGAUGUUUACCUGCCGUACCUGCCAUGUUGGCGAGCCUGCCUCCUCCCACUGUGUUUACCAGAACCACCUUCAUAGCCAAGUCGGUGACACCGCCGGUGUUACUCAGGAUGUGACUUCUGACCCCACGGUUUGUGCUCCUGCUUUUUGUACUCUUUGCGGUGACAUCCUUACUUGCUUUAUUUGCGGUCCCACCCCCAACGAGGAUCUCCUCGAGGAUGCGCCGCCUGUGGGUGACAGCCUGGAGUCCUCUGAAGUCGAGCCCCGGGCAGACGCCCCCCGCUCUCUUCCACGGGCCAACAAGCUCUGUCCAAGCUGCGGCGAAACCGAAGCCGUCUUCUUCCAGUCACAACAACGAUCCGCCGAAACCGGCAUGAAACUCUACUACGUCUGUUGUGCGUGCGGUCAAGUCUACAUGUGA
Molecule: messenger RNA, 573 nt
Organism: Penicillium concentricum
Lineage: Eukaryota; Fungi; Ascomycota; Eurotiomycetes; Eurotiales; Aspergillaceae
Product: DNA-directed RNA polymerase II core subunit RPB9
Exons: 5
Coding region: 1-573 (190 amino acids)
Biological process (GO): maintenance of transcriptional fidelity during transcription elongation by RNA polymerase II; transcription-coupled nucleotide-excision repair; DNA-templated transcription
Cellular component (GO): RNA polymerase II, core complex
Molecular function (GO): zinc ion binding; DNA-directed RNA polymerase activity; nucleic acid binding
Source: RefSeq, a predicted model, not a curated record